Macrosteles quadrilineatus (aster leafhopper) is the source of this 748-nucleotide messenger RNA. Its product is annotated as cuticle protein 5-like. The record is from RefSeq and is a predicted model, not a curated record. The transcript has 2 exons. NCBI's taxonomy places the organism in Eukaryota, Metazoa, Arthropoda, Insecta, Hemiptera, Cicadellidae. Bases 7 to 585 code for a protein of 192 amino acids.
UCCAACAUGGACACUUUGUACUUUGUACUUUUUGUUGCCCUAUACACCCAGAGUGUGUACUGCAGCUACUAUCACGGACCCACCGCCAAGCCUGUCGUCCUCCACAACGGCUACCUGGCAGACACCCAUGAGGUAGCAGCAGCCAAGAACGCUCAUCUCGCCGCUCUAGCCAAAGAAUCUCACUCUCACUACGGAGGAGACUACGGAUACAGUCACGGCCAGGAAUACAGUGGCUCUUAUGACGACCAUCAUGGAGACAUCAGGUACCACGGACCCACCGCCAUCCCACAUGUCCUGCAUGACGGACAUAUCGCAGACACUCACGAGGUGGCCGCUGCUAAGGCUGAGCAUUUCGCCGCUGUAGCCAAGGCCAAGGCUCACGGAUGCUACGGCGACCACUACAGUGGCAGAUACGCCUCAGACUACGGCACCGACCAUGGACACUCCCAUCAUUUGGUGCCUUACCACAGACCCCUCGCCAAGCCCGUGGUGCUCAAGUCCGGAUACCUGGCAGACACUCACGAGGUCGCUGCCGCCAGGGAACAUCAUCUGCAGGCUUUGCACAAAAAUGAUAACUAUUACUAAGUUAAAUGUUUACAAUAAAAUUACGUCUACCAAAUACCUUUUUAGUAAUAUCUAAGUCUACCAUUUUAUAUAAACUAGUGGUCGUCCUGUGGUCGAAACUCGACCAAAAAUAAUUAAUGUACAGACUUCUCUAUUUUCUCCCCACACUGUAAAUAAAACAUGU